CUACGUGAUGACGGCGCUGAAAUGCAAAUUAGUGCGUGGCGUCAUCUGGCGACAUUUAGCGACUUUUCGGGCAGGCGUUAGCUACUUUCCAUUGAAAAGAGUUGGCAACUGACACCAUCUGUUCUUAGUUGAACACACUGAGCCUUUUACACUGGCCGUUCCACUGAGUGCUCUUUAGAAGUAAUCUUCUAAAAGUUGUUUCUACAAAAUGUACCAAGGAGUGACAUUAAUGAUAGUAAUUUGUAGUGGGUUCAUCAUUCAAGCCUCACCAGUGACGUAUUUCACAACAGAUGAUCCAACAGAUAGAGUUCUUGUUCCCUCCCAGACAACUGGAAGACUUUUGAAGUGCACAGGAAAGAAUGACUGUAACUUGGUGGGUGACGUCCUUAAACCUGAGGCAGCAGAAGAGGUGAAGAAAACAGCAGAUGCUGGGAAAGAGAUCGCGUUCGUGCUUGAUGGUUCUGCCAGCAUUCAACCUGAUGACUUUCAGAGAGCAAAAGACUUUAUCUACAAUGUCAUGAGUAAUGUUUGGGAAACAUGUUUUGACUGUGACUUUGCAGUAGUGCAGUAUGGAUUUGAUAUUAAGACUGAACUCUCACUUCGGGACAGUGACGACCGUGCCAGGGCAUUGAAAAAAGUACAGGAAAUACAACAACUUGGAAGGGUCACAAAGACUGCCUCGGCCAUCCAUCACGUGCUCACAAAUGUUUUUGUCCCUGAGAAUGGAUCAAAAAACAACUCCAGAAAAAUUAUAAUUGUGUUGUCUGACGGAGAAAUUUUGGGAGAUCCGAUGAACCUUACCGAUGUUUUGAACAUGCCACAAAUGGAAGAAAUAACUCAAUUUGCCAUCGGAGUUGGUGACAACCUUAAACCUGAGGCAGUAGAAGAGAUAAAGGAAAUGGCAGACACCAAUAAGUUUUUCCAUGUUUCCAAUUAUACUGCGCUACACAACAUUCUUGGUCAACUGGAACAAAGCAUAACUAGAAAUGCUGGGACAGAGAUCUCUUUUGUGCUUGAUGGUUCUGGCAGCAUUCAACCUGAUGACUUUCACAGAGCAAAAUACUUUAUCUACAAUGUCAUGCUGAAUGUUUGGAAAUGUGUUUUGAUGUGAGUAUAACUAUAAGCUCAGCAAGUAGAGCAAUGCAAUGCCUUUGUAGAGUAAAUAAAAUAAUAUCUGUACUGUAUAAUUUCACGUUGUUGCAUUGUUCAAACUCAAAAAUGUGAAAAUCUCUUUUUAGUGUGACUUUGCAGUAGUGCAGUAUGGAUCUUAUAUCAGGACUGAACUUUCAUUUCGGGACAGUGAGGACCGUGCCAGGGCAUUGAAAAAAUUACAGAAAAUACAACAACUUGGAAAGCUCACAAAGACUCCCUCGGCCAUCCACCACGUGCUCACAAAUGUUUUUGUCCCUGAGAAUGGAUCAAAAAACAACUCCAGAAAAAUGAUAAUUGUGUUGUCUGAUGGAGAAAUUUUGGGAGACCCGAUGAACCUUACAGAUGUUUUGAACAUGCCACAAAUGGAAGAAAUAACUCAAUUUGCCAUCGGAG
Messenger RNA from Triplophysa dalaica, 1545 nucleotides. It is a transcript of the gene itgae.1, whose product is annotated as integrin, alpha E, tandem duplicate 1. Bases 209 to 1111 code for a protein of 300 amino acids. The transcript is spliced from 10 exons. NCBI's taxonomy places the organism in Eukaryota, Metazoa, Chordata, Actinopteri, Cypriniformes, Nemacheilidae. The record is from RefSeq and is a predicted model, not a curated record.